UUAGCACAGUCACUUCUUUUCUGACAUAGCUUGAAUAGGAACGUGAGCUGCUCUGUUCAACAACAGUUCUAAACUGAUUAUGAGAACCAGAUGGAUAGCUGCUGCUAUGCAAACAGGAUACAGCUCUUCUACAUUCCGAAAAUCUUAACUGUUGUUUGAACUUUAUUCUCUCAAUGAUUGCAUAAAGAUCCUAUAUCAACCUGAGAAAAUGUUCCAAAUCCUGACAAUGCUGUUGCUGGAAACGCAGCUCUGUGUGGUUUCAGCUUUAUUCACAGUUGAAGUUCCUCAGCAGCUAUAUGUUGAGGAGUACGGGAGCAAUGUGACCAUGGAAUGUAGAUUCCCUGUGAACGGCUCAUUGAACCUGGGACUCCUGAGUGUUGUCUGGGAGCAGAAGAGGCAAGGUCAGCUGGAAUCAAGAGAUGUGUACACACUCCGCAAUGGGAAAGCACUUCUUUCAUCCCAGCAUCAUGAUUACAUGGGAAGAGCAGCACUGUUACACAACGAAUUGAAAUCAGGACGAGCAAUCCUUCAAAUUACAAGCAUCAAGAUCACAGAUGCGGGAUCCUAUCUUUGUCUCAUUGACUACCAAGGUGCUGACUACAAGUACAUUACUUUGGAAGUAAAAGCAUCCUACAAGAUAAUAAACACACAGAAAACAAGAAAAUGGAAUGGAGACAAGUUUGCUUUUAUAUGCCAGUCAGAAGGCUUUCCACUGGCAGAGGUAUUCUGGCAAAACGAAAAGAACUUCAGUCUCAGCGGGUCUGCAAAUACUACCUACACGCUGACUGCAGAUGGCCUCUACAAUGUCACCAGCAUCCUGAUAAUCAACCAAAACAUGAAUGAGAAUUACAGCUGCAUAUUCUGGAAUAAAGAACUGAAUGAAAAUACUUCAGCUUACAUUUACUCUUUAGCUUUAAUGAGUACACAGUAUGGUGGACAAAAGUCCCUGAUCUUAUUUAUCGUCGCCACAUGUGUGAUAGUACUGGUCCUUCUCCCUGCAUUAAUAAUCUUUCAAAAGAGAAAAUUGUUCAAGAAUUUCCGUGCUAAAAAAGACAGGAAAGGAAAAUUGGGCCCUACUGUGACAGAUGAGAACAGAGGCUACUGUAAAUCUCAAACAGAGACUCCAUACUUGUCAACUGUCAUAUAUUCUGGAGAAAGCAAGAAUGUGAAUCUGUGAAAAUUCAUGAUCUCUCAUGCAGCAAUUUGCACUUUUUUAUCUGUUUUUGAGGACUUCAGAGAAAAGCUACCACACCAAUUUCAGAUGAACAGAUGAACUCAUGUGGAUUUGUUGGCACUAAAGCAAUGGACAGCUAUGCAUCUUCAGAUACAGUAUCUUGAAGUUACAAAGAAUUAUGCUGUCAUUCAGUGUGGUUUGCCACUGGGAGAAGGUUUUCUCCAGUUCUUUUGAUUCACUUUAUUCUAGAACUUACUGUGGCUUAAUGAAAUGUAGUUCAGUGAGUACUUUUAUUAAGUGGUACGGUCUUGAGAAUGUUGCUUGGAUUCAAAUAUCUUGAGGGAAUUUGAAUAAAAGCUACAUAUGCUGCCCUAUAUCUAAACAUCUUUCACAUGGAGAGUGUUACAUGCUGGUAUCUCAUUUCCAAACUUUUCAACACAUUAAACUGGAAAUUACCACAAGUACCCAGCAGUAUUUCACAAAACUAAUGAGAGAUCAAAAUACAGCCAAAACUAAAACCAAAACCAACCAAAUAACAAAAAAACACAGUAAAUCAGCGCUAUAUCAAAGAAGAAAAUAUUAAUGCACAGUCUCUGUAUAGGUAAGCCAGAUGAAAAUCUAUGAACUGUGAUGCUGCAGCAACAUAAAAUAGGGAAUUUUUUUCAUUUGAGAUUAUUACUCAACAUAAUUUUUGGGGAGAGGAAUGUAGAAGCAAAAGUGAAAAUGUUUUUCAGCCAGAUUUAUCAGAUUAUCUUUAAAUGGUAAUUUUAACUUAUUUUCAGAGGAAGAUAUGAAUUUUCUAUAUUCCAAGCACAUAAUUGUUUACUUCCCAUUAUAGUAAUGCCUAAAAACACUUUACUUAACUUUGAAUAUCCUGCAUGUUGGUCACAGUUUCCACAGUGCCAGUUCUGAAAAACUGCACAGCAGGAAACAAUGUUUUGCUUCUUAUAUAGUCAUCAAACAGUGAAUCACAGGCACAGAGUUGGAUUUGGCAUAUUAUUUUCAAAGAGCACUGGCUCUGGUGAAUUGUCUUUUCUCCAAAGACAGAUAGAUACAGAAUCACGAAUCAGAGAAUGACUAGGAUUGCAAGUGACCUUAAAGAUAAUAUAGUUCCAAAUUCCUGCAUUAAUAGCCUCUACUAGAUCAGGCUGCCCGGAGUCUCAACAAACAUUGAAUACCUCCACAACUUCUCUGGGCAGCUUGUUCUAGUGCCUCACCACCAUCUGAGUGAAAAAUUUCCUCCCACUAGCUAAUCUACGAUUCCCCUGGACACAGAGCUGUUGGCCUCAAUCCUCUGUUUGUUACCAUCUCACCAGUUAUUUUUCCAUCAAACAGUCCACCCUUCAAAUCCAUAUCUCUCCAGUUUAGAGAUAAGGGUGUGGUGUGGGAAAUAUAACAAGACAGUAACAUCACAUAUAACACAUUAUAUACUAUAUACCAGAUAAUAACAUAACAAGAUUAAAAAGAAGUGCUUACGUGGAAAGUAUUUCUGACAUUAUUCUGAUCUUUGAAGAGCACUGUCUGCUUCACCAAAAAAACACUGUACCAGUAAAAUUAAGAUUUUUUUCAAAUUUCUUUAGAUAUAGACAGAAGCUGUUUCUCCAAUGACACUUGCAGCUAUUCGCAUUGGCACACAGCUGACCUACUGCUGCAAAGGAUCUGAAAGCAUUUAUUUCCUCUCCAUGAUAGUUGAUCUUAAAAAAGGAGGACUGAUGUUGAUUUUACUUGGGAAAAAGGAAAAAAGUAUCUCCUUAUCAUCACCUCAGCUUGGAUAUCUGGGAUAUCUGUGUAUUGUACCUUUAAAUACUCGAUUGUCACCAUUGGAUUCAGCUGAGCAGAACGCACACAAGGCUUGCCACGUCUUUGCUGAUAUGGGAAAUCGGAUAGAUGUCAGAGAAUCAGAGGCAGCUUCUCAAAGUAGUGCUUAGCUUGCAAUGUAUAGCAGCUUGGGAACUGCCUAACUUGCAGUAUUUAGCAAUAGUUAAGGGUCAGUGCAUACAGUAAAGAGAUUUUUCCCCAUGACAGAUUUGUACUCCACUGGGAAUCACAAGACCCUUCUGUUAGUCACUGUGAAAACUCUAGCCCCCGUAAAGACUUUGUUUUUGGGUUUUUUUUUUCCAGUUCUUUUCUCAUAUUCAUAAAAUAGAAGUAAUUUAAGCUGAAUUUAUGUAGAUGAACAUAAAGCAUAUGCCACAGACUUUGGAAUUUGAUUACUGAUUAUAAUUCCUUACUGAAUGAAAGUCAUCCUGUUACUACAUUACUCUUCUAAGUAAAUUUUGCCUUGAUGUGGGUAGGGACUAUUGCACAUGGGCAGCACUUCUUGCAUGUUUUACAGGCGUAACAAACACUCCUUGGUUUUACUUUUCAUAGGAACCAAUUACUUAUACACUGGCAUUCCUAGGUAGAGACAGUACAGCUUUGUACUACAAUUCUGUGUCCUAUCCACUCCAUUUCAUAUGGAAGGAGUAGUUUUACUACUUAUUUUUAAGACCCAUAAAAAUAUCCAAAAAUG
Messenger RNA from Meleagris gallopavo (turkey), 3686 nucleotides. Its product is annotated as programmed cell death 1 ligand 2. Lineage: Eukaryota; Metazoa; Chordata; Aves; Galliformes; Phasianidae. Gene Ontology annotation, biological process: cell surface receptor signaling pathway; positive regulation of T cell proliferation; immune response. Gene Ontology annotation, cellular component: external side of plasma membrane. The record is from RefSeq and is a predicted model, not a curated record.